Anopheles stephensi (Asian malaria mosquito) is the source of this 4161-nucleotide messenger RNA. RefSeq names its product zinc finger protein Noc (gene noc). The record is from RefSeq and is a predicted model, not a curated record. The coding region runs from base 973 to 2700 and encodes 575 amino acids. The transcript has 2 exons. Gene Ontology annotation, cellular component: nucleus. Gene Ontology annotation, biological process: negative regulation of DNA-templated transcription. NCBI's taxonomy places the organism in Eukaryota, Metazoa, Arthropoda, Insecta, Diptera, Culicidae.
AACGAGUCCAACUUUGUCUGCGAAGCUGUACGGUUCGUCAGUGAACGUGGUCGUCAACGUCCUCGCGUCAAAUUCCGCUACGAUACUGAGCCUGCUGUGGAUUACCUACACCGUUUGUGUGAGUGAAUGUGUGCGAGUGUGUGAGGAAACGAUUACGCAUUGGAAUAAUAUGAUCAAACACACAUGUGCUAAUACGCGAAACCAUUGUACCGUGUGACACGUGUGAGCAGUUGCUUUGGCCCGUAACAAGGUGUUGGGUUGUUUGGGCACUGUGGAUGAAGCGUAGCGAAGGCCACAAGUCAGAAGGAAAGUGUUCGGAACGGUGGUUGAAUCCGAGUGAUUGAUUGUGUAAACAACGAGCAUCUAUCUGUCUGUUAUUGAAAUCGUGCAACGUCUGUCCGACGUGCUGUCGUAAGACGUUCGUGCAGUGAUUUCCGAGUGAAGAGUGAAAAGAGUGAAGCAGACGACUAAAGAUCAAUGCAAUUGAUGUGGGUCGAUUAAAGUUGUAAUUUGUUUGGUGUGACUGCAAAACAAAGUCGCCGUGUGUCAGAACGCAUCAAUCUUUGCUGGGAGUGCUUUGUUUGAAAAUACCAUCCAGCCACUCUCGACUGCCAACGAUCGAGCCUUGCGAGUGUGUUUGAUGAGCGUGCAAAUGUGUGUCCGUGUGUGAGAAGGUGAAAAAUAUGACCACUCAAAACGAUGUCCCAUGUGAAUGUUGCAGCAUGCAAUUGAAUCAACGCUUCGAAGUGCAAUUAUUGCACCAAGAGUUUGUGUGCUAAAGUGUCUGCUUGUCAGCAAAUAAAGCAAAAAGUCAUACAAAACAUACCGACGGAACGUUGAAAAGCCUUGACGUGAGAGUGUGUAUGUGAGUGAAACAAACCGCAUCAGCAGAUUAACUGCAUCGUUUAAGCAAACAGUAGUGCAUAUCAUCGUGUUAGGAGCUGCAUUUUUCUUUCGCCAAAGACCGCCCAAAUGGUGAUACUAGAAGGCACCGCAAUGUUACAAGUUGGAAAUAAUCAAUAUCUGCAACCGGACUACCUUUCUCCGCUUCCGACCUCGUUGGAUGCGAAGAAAAGUCCCUUGGCACUGUUGGCGCAAACCUGCAGCCAGAUCGGGGCCGACCCAGGCAACAUUACGGUCAAGUCGCUCGUUUCGCCGUCGGAAAAGAACAAAAAAUCAUCGUCCUCCAACAGCUCCAGCAGCAGCACGAGCAGCACCUCAUCCUCCGGCAGCAAUUCGUCUGCCUCGUCCCAGGUUGAUCCGACGUCGCACUCGUCCGCGUCACGAUCGCCGUCGGUAAAGACGGACAAGUCGGACGCAUCGCCGGAGAUCAAGCUCGCCUUCAAACCGUACGAGAUGAAUGUGCUAACGACGAAAGUGAACCUUAGCAAAACGUCGUCGUCGGUGGACGAUCGUCCCUCGUCCAAGAUGAGCAGUGGAAGUGACGUGUUGAACAACAAUAGUGUGAGCCAAAUCAAUAAUAAUAACGCCAGCCACGGUGAUCACGGUGGGCGCAAAGAUAGUCGGGCCCUGUCGCCGCGUGGCAGCGCCGAUUCGCCAAUGUCGGGUCGUGGUGGUGGCAGUGCUAGUGUGAAGAGUACCGAAAGUGGUGGUGAGCACGGUGGCAAUAAGUGCAGCACACCGGAAGCUAACCGUCGGGCCCCGUCCGCCGGUACGCCCAGUGAUCGUGACAAAGUGAAUGGAAACGGCUCGGGGCCGUCCAGCAGUCCGUCGGCCGGCAUGAUGCAUCCGGGCGCGUUGCCACCGUCGGCCGCGUACAAGGCAAACCCGUACGGUAUGAGUACGGCCGGUUUGCCGAGUCCGUCGGGGAUCGACCACACGAACCCUGCCUUCCGGCCACCGUUCGCCGGUGCAUUUAGUCAUCAUCAUGCGGCGAUGCUGGCGGCCGCCGGCUACUCCGGAGCGGCAGCGGCGGCUGCGGCGGCCAGUGCUGCCGGUGCCAAUCCGUACCUUAGCUACACGCGCGUCAAAACACCGUCCGGCGGUGAAACGUUAGUGCCGAUCUGCAAGGACCCGUACUGCACCGGAUGUCAGUUUUCGGCUCACAAUCAUCAGAUGAUGAUGGGUAGCCAAUGUCCGGCCGGCUGUACCCAGUGCGAUCACCAGAAAUAUAUGGCGAUGGCACUCAGCUCGAUGCCGCCCGCGGGCUAUCCGGGCUAUCCUCCACCGUCGUCAGCUGCUGCCGCCGCUGCUGCUGCUGCAGCGGCAGCCGCGGCCGUAAAUUCCGGUGGAUCGCAACCGCCGGGUAGUGCCGGUGGUGCUGCUAGCCGUCCGUACAUGUGCAACUGGGUCGUUGGCGAUUCGUACUGUGGCAAGCGGUUCAACACCACGGAUGAGCUGCUAUCGCAUCUGCGCACACAUACCGCUAACCUGUCCGAUCCGGCGGCAUUAGCCCUGCAGCAGCAGUUGAUGCCUCUGAGUGGCAUUUUCCCGCCCACUUCGCUUCAUCACCAUCACCGAGGUUAUCCUAACCCGCCGCUGAGUCCACUGUCGGCCGCCCGCUACCAUCCGUACGUGAAGCCCGGUGCAAUGCCCACGGCCAUGCCCGGCUCACCGUACAGUGCGGCGGCAGCGGCGGCGGCGGCUGCCUUCAAUCCGGCCGCCGCCUUCGGGCAGUACUACUCACCGUAUGCGGCCGCCCUCUACGGACAGCGGAUGGGUGCGGCAGUACAUCAGUAGAGAAGCAGGAUGCACAGUGCAAGUGAAGGUGCAGUUUUUGGUGGCUGACGACAGUGCGUAACAUUAGGGGAACAGUACGAGCACAACACACAACAGCAACAACAGAAACCGAAGGUGUCCAAUCGUGUUUGUUCUAUCAACUGUGAUAUUAAGAUUAUUCUGCAAAUGAGAUAUGGAGUGCGGGCAGUGGAAAUAGUAACACAUUAAAUGAAGCCGAAGUGCUGUUAAUACAUCCGUAGAACUCAAGCAACAUCUUACGAAAGGGGGACCGGGACGAACGAUACGGAGCGUAGUUGAACGAAAGUAGUGAGAACGCUGGAUUACAAAUCAUUCAAAGAUCACAGUUUUUGCACCACAACUGCCACUUGGUUGGUGUUGGAACGGACAUUCGGGAAGAUCGCUGUAUUUCACAACUAUUUGAAUGCAAAUUGCCUAACAGGAUCGAUCAAAUGCUGUUAGUUUGAAAACAAAAAAAGAAAAACCAACUCUUCACUAAUCCCGAUAAAUCGGGGCAUAUUAGGAAGUAUGAGAGUGUACUGCAGGAGCCGAUCGUAAGCCUCUUAAGGGUUUAUCAUAUGCAACGCAAGAUCGUCAGUUCGUUAUAUAUUCCGGAAAGAUUUGAGAUUAUUUCACUUCCAUUUUUGUAAUGAGAAAUCUACCAACUAAAAUUCGAUCAUUAUCAAUAUGCCCAGAUAGGGUCCGCGUUUCUGAGGCGGUUCUGUCAGUGUUAUCAGUCUUUGGCUUAGAUGUAAAAUAGUCCUUGGUUUUCGCCACUUUAAUUACAAAAAGAAAAUAUCCUUGUACACCACGAUUCAGCUACAGUCGGUAGAUCGGGUUAGCCCUAGUUUUGCUCUAAAAGAUGUUUAUAUAUCAUCCUUUCCCAAUGAGCGACGUAGGUGCUGCAAAAAGGGAACCCAGAAGAAUGCAUUAUCUGCAUUCUGACAGAUGCUAUUUAUUAUUGCCGUGUUUAUUUGGUUGCUCAUAAUGCUUUAGAUUUUGCCGUAGAUCGGUCGGUAUCGGGAAUACGCAAGUAGAGCAAAAACACAAAAAACGUACACUUUCGAGGGUUGCAUGCAGUGGGAAGCGUUAUAAAAGUUGCAUUCUUGAGGAUAAUAAAGCAAAAUGAAUCAUCUGCUGAAGAAUGAAGAAUAAAUAAAGAAAGGAAGAAAAAACACAAAAAAGAAAGAUGUAGGAAGAAGCGGUGAAACGGCAGGUUACGAGUUGUGUGUUGAAAUUGUAAAUAUGCAGAAAGGCGCAAGACGUUAGCGCUGUGCCACAGCAGCUCACGAGCGCUACGAAAAUGGGUGAAAGAAAAAGGGACGCGAAGGAAGCAAGAGCUCGUUUGUAAGAGAAAAAUAUGGAAUUUAUGAACCACCCUGUAAUAAAUCUUAAAAGGCAAAAGGAGCAACAAAAAAUAUGUGAAAAUAAAAAGGAAACGCCACAUCCUCUAUUAAUUACAAA